Messenger RNA from Oncorhynchus kisutch (coho salmon), 1463 nucleotides. RefSeq names its product myosin heavy chain, embryonic smooth muscle isoform-like. NCBI's taxonomy places the organism in Eukaryota, Metazoa, Chordata, Actinopteri, Salmoniformes, Salmonidae. The transcript has 5 exons. The coding region runs from base 1 to 522 and encodes 173 amino acids. The record is from RefSeq and is a predicted model, not a curated record. Gene Ontology annotation, cellular component: bicellular tight junction; myosin complex.
AUGCCGGCAUCCAAUGACCUGGAGAGGCAGAACAAGGACUUGCAGGCCAAGCUGGGCGAGCUGGAGGGCUCCGUAAAGAGCCGGUUUAAGGCCUCCAUCACUGCCCUGGAGGCCAAGAUACUGCAGCUGGAGGAGCAGCUGGAGCAGGAGGCUAAGGAGCGAGCAGCGGCCAAUAAGCUUGUGAGACGGACAGAGAAGAAGCUGAAGGAGGUGUGCAUGCAGGUGGAGGACGAGCGCCGCCAUUCCGACCAGUACAAGGAACAGAUGGAGAAGGCCAACUCUCGCAUGAAGCAGCUGAAGAGGCAGCUUGAGGAGGCUGAGGAGGAGGCCACACGUGCCAACGCCUACCGCAGGAAGCUGCAGAGGGAGCUGGACGAUGCAACUGAGGCCAGCGAGGGUCUCAGACGUGAGGUCAACACACUCAAGAGCCGCCUCAGGCCCCAUCAGUUUCUCCUCCAGCCGCUCAGGCAGGCGUCAGCUGCAGGUGGAGGGAACAUCGCUCGACCUCCUAUCCGACGAUGAGGUGGAAAACAAGACCACGGACGCCAAUGCCAACGAGACGCCAGCAGCUCCCCAACCAGAGUAGACGCGCUACCUCCAGCCCACACGCAGCAUGGCCUCUGCCCCCACAAACCUUACCCCUGUCCUCCUAACCCCAGACACCAGCAGUGGACCCCACUACUCUGCCUUACCCCUCUAUGGCAAGCUGCAGGGCCAAGCAAAUCCAUCAUCUCCUCCAUAUGAAUAUACCGCACAUCCAGCCUUGGAUUCGUGUUUAACAUCAAUUGCAGAUAAAAGUGCAUUUAAAUUGCAUAGGCGUCUGAGUGUGCAUAGGCACUUGAAAACAAAUAGCAGGAGUUUACCAUAAUUAUGCUAAGCUACUUCCCUGGAACAGCCAUUAGAAUCAAACAGCCCUCUAGCUAGAAUUAACCACUGUCAUUUCAGCUGGUUUACUGGCACACAGGUGGACGACUGCACACAAGUCGGUAAAAACAUGUGUCUUUCAUGAUUGUACAGUAUUGGACCAGGAUAUGUAAAACAAAGCACAGCAUAAGCGAGGGAAUUAUUUUUAAAUGGUAGCCUAAAUGAUGAUCCCACCAAAUGUUUUCAUCAAAACCACCACUGUCAUAGAGAUACUGCAAUCCACUUAGUGGAUAAAAAUAACUGAAUAAAUCUUUGGUAGCAGGUUUGUAGUAAAUUAGAUUGUACCACGCCAUGUUGCCUCAGCAUUCCCCCUAUAUAUAUGACCAGCAAAAGACCCUGUUAACUUUACCAAUAUAACCUUGUCCAAUAACCCACCAUUUUAUAUUUGACAUAUCAAUCUACUUUAAGUGGUGUACGAUAAUGUGUGGAAUUAGGUUUGUCAGACUUGGAACAAAGGCCCUUUUUUUUUAAAGACAGCCCAAAUGUGUGCUUGACUGUCACACCCUGACCAUAGUUUGCUUUGUAUGUUUUGUUUGGUC